GCAUCUCAACAACAAUAGGAUCGUUUCCACGGGAACGAACUGCUUCCACGGACUCCACAGUUUGGAGACGCUGGAUCUGAACUACAACAGUCUGGUCGAGUUUCCAACGGCGAUCCGUUCGCUCGGUCACCUGAAGGAGCUUGGUUUUCACAGUAACAACAUCCAGUCGAUCCCGGAGCAAGCCUUCAUCGGGAACCCCUCUCUGAUCACCAUAUUUUUCUAUGACAACCCGAUCCAGUCUGUCGGACGGUCUGCUUUUCAGGAUCUGCCUGAGCUGCGAACACUCUCUCUGAACGGAGCCGCAGAUCUCACCGAGUUCCCAGAUCUGACGGGAACCAAGAGCCUGGAGAGCCUGACUAUCACUGGUGCUCGGAUCACGUCUCUUCCCGGUUCAGUUUGUGAACAACUUCCAAACCUUCAGCUGCUUGAUCUCUCCUAUAAUCAGAUCCAGAGUCUGCCGAGCUUCUCCGGCUGUGAGAGCGUUCAGAAGAUUGAUUUGCACCAUAACGAGAUUGAGGAGCUGGAGGAGAACACCUUCCACGGUCUGAUGUCACUGCGCUCGCUAGAUUUGUCGUGGAACAGAUUAUCGUCGGUGAAGCGGAACUCUUUCUCUGCUCUGCCGGCGCUCAACAAGCUGGACCUGUCGUCCAAUCAGCUGUCGGCUCUGCCUCUGAUUGGUCUGCAGAGUUUGACUCACCUCCGAUUGGCUGGAAACUCAGAGCUGAUGGAGCUGAUCCAACGAGAGGAGCUGCCCCGAGUCAGGGUGAUGGAGCUUCCUUACGCCUUCCAGUGCUGUGCCUUCGUCUCCUGUGAGAGAAGAGGUGCAUCAUGGGAGAAAGAGGAGGCGGUGGACUCUACAGGGAAAGAAACCUCCAGCCAAAUGGAUCAGGACUGGGAGGAUCUCCUGAUGGAGUUUGAAGACGAACCUAAACUUCAACACACAGUUCACUGCAGCCCUGCACCUGGUCCGUUCCGCCCCUGCCUCCACCUUCUGGGCAGCUGGUUGGUCCGUUUGGGGGUGUGGCUGAUCGCUGCGCUCUCAUUGGUUAGCAACAGCCUGGUCGUCCUGUCCAUCUUCUUCUCCCCCGUUGCCUCGGUAACCCCCCCCAAGCUGCUGAUUGGUCUGCUGGCUCUGGUGAACGGCCUGAUGGGAGUUUGGAGCGGCUGGCUGGCGGCCGUCGACGCCUGGACCUUCGGAAACUUCUGGAGGUACGGAGCGCGCUGGGAGAGCAGCUUCCUGUGUCGCCUCAGUGGUUUCCUGUGUGUGUUCGCCUCUCAGACCGGACUCUUCCUGCUCACUGUCGCAGCUCUGGAGCGCUGCACGGCCGCCUCAUCCCGAAACAAACCUGACGGACACAACGGUCGCUUUUCGCCACCGCUCACCCUCCGUCUCUCCAUCUGUUCCUGCUUCCUGUUUGGACUCUUCGUCACUCUCCCCCCCCUGGUGGUCGGUCACAGUACUUCCUCUCUCUGCCUUCCUCUUCCCUCCUCUUCCUCCUCUUCCUCCUUUUCCUCCCUGGUGUUCUCCGUCUCCCUGGUGCUCCUGGACUCGUUGUGUUUCCUCCUCAUGACGCUCGCUUACACUCGUCUCUACUGCCGCCCGGAGAAAACUCCACAAACCACCACCACCACCACAGAAGAAGAAGAAAAAGAAGAAGAAGAAGAAGAAAAAGAAGAAGAAGAAGAAGAAGAAGAAGAAGAAGAAGAAGAAGAAGAAGAAGAAGAAGAAGAAGAAGAAGAAGAAGAAGAAGAAGAAGAAGCAUCGUUUACUCGACAUGUCGCAUGGCUGCUUUUUUCGGACUGCCUCCUCUUCCUCCCUGUCGCCUUCCUCUCGUUUUCCUCGUUGCUCCGUCUUCCCGUUGCCAAUCCAGAAGCGGUGAAAGCGUUGAUUCUUCUCGUGGCGCCGCUUCCUUCCUGCGUAAACCCGCUUCUUUUCCUCCUCUUCAACGUGGCGGCGAGACACGACUUGGCCGCACUGCUGAGACUCUGCAGAGGAAGAGGAGGAAGGAGGAGGACGGUGGCCAUGUUGGAUUCCACGUACAACGACAACGAUGAAGACGCGGAGAAACAGUCGUGCGACUCGACGCAGGCGCUGGUGGCGGUCGGAGGAACGAGGGAGGAAGAGGAAGAGGAAGAGGAGGAAACAGGAAGGAGUGAAAAGCGUUCAGAGGCGUUUGUUAUUCCGCUUCAAUAGACUGAAUGAAACACAGUUAAAGAAGCGAUCUUAGAUCCUUCUGGGUCAUCGAGAAGGCUUCUAACCGUUCGACUACAGCCAAAGACUUCCUAUUGGACAACACACACACACACACACACACACACACACACCAAUACACUGCAGACCAACAGGACCGUGUUGUAGCAAAUGUAGCAGAGAACCAGUAAAGCGAAAAAAUACAAUUUAACCUUUAAAAAAAUGAAUGAUACUUUAAAAAUAAUCCUAUUUCUUCAAGCCAGAACACACACACACACACACACACACACACACACACACACACACACACACACACACAUGUUCACAAACAAACAUACUUAAUGAGCAGCCAGCAGCUUAUAUUUUGAAAUUUGACACCAUUUACAGCAUUGUGUUACCAAAUGUUCUACCAAAUGCUGUCGAGUGUGUGUGUGUGUGUGUGUGUGUGUGUGUGUGUGUGUGUGUGUGUGUGUGUGUGUGUGUGUGUGUGUGUGUGUGUGUGUGUGUGUGUGUGUGUGUGUGUGUGUGUGUGAGUGUGUGUGUGUGUGUGUGGGUCAGUCUACAGCUAAUGUGUUUUUGUGAGUGUGUGUGAAAACUGCAGCGUCUGUGUGAGUUUCGUCAGAGUUGACCCCCCCACAAACCGUAAACUGAACAACAGGAAUCAGCUCAUGUUCAGCAAAAGAAAAAACUCUACUGGUUCCUCAAAAUAUAUAUUUUCUGUAAUUAUUUAUAACGUUAAAACUUCGAGGACAAUAUCUCAUUAAAAUACCGAAACAAGCAAUUCAUUGUUCAUUAUUAUACACGCGUACCUCCUGUCCUGCCACAGUCUGAUAUCGCUAAUUAUUGGAACGUGUAAAGCGUCAAAUGUCCUGAAAAAUAAUGAUUCAUAUCUGCAACAUUUUUGUAAAUUGAUGUUAGUUUUUUUUUAAUGUUUACCGAUAUACGAAUAUUGUCCGAUAAAUGUGAGAAAAACUAAAAAUGUACGUAUAAAAUUAUAUUAACCCAAAGUAUUUUACUAAAGCUAACCAAGUAGUUUUGUUUGAAUUCACAACGCUAACACGUUUUUAUACUUGUCUGUAUGUUGUGAUUUCGUAUCGUAACUUAAUUUACGUAACACAAAUAUCUAUAUUAACCCAACCCGCAAUCCUUUAAUAAAGCUAACCAACUAAUUAGGUUUUAAUUCACAAUGUUAACCACGCAUUUAAAACUGUAUCUGUGCUUUUAUGAUGAGUUUUAAAAAGUUUAAAAAUCGUCAAAAUAAGCUAAGAAUGUCGUGUUUUAGUGUUGAUAGGUAAAAAAACGAUCCAAGUCAUUUCGUCCCCCGUAGUAAUUCGGUAAAAUACAUAUCUGUUAGCGCUACAGCUGAAAUUAUACUUAAAAUGUAUACUUGUGUCGGUAUUGACCAUCCAUGCAGCUAAACACACUGUGAUGCACAGUUUUGAUGUUUGAUGACCAAAAAGAUUUAGUAAAUACCAGGAUUUUUGUAUGUUUAGUUGCACAAAAACGUUCACUGGAUGAAAAAAGAUCCUUUAUAAAUGUGUGUGUGUGUGUGUGUGUGUGUGUGUGUGUGUGUGUGUGUGUGUGUGUGUGUGUGUGGUCUAGCAUUACUAUACUU
Molecule: messenger RNA, 3806 nt
Organism: Gymnodraco acuticeps
Lineage: Eukaryota; Metazoa; Chordata; Actinopteri; Perciformes; Bathydraconidae
Product: leucine-rich repeat-containing G-protein coupled receptor 5A-like
Biological process (GO): G protein-coupled receptor signaling pathway
Cellular component (GO): membrane
Molecular function (GO): protein binding; G protein-coupled receptor activity
Source: RefSeq, a predicted model, not a curated record